Messenger RNA from Trichomonas vaginalis G3, 276 nucleotides. Its product is annotated as Ankyrin repeat family. Lineage: Eukaryota; Parabasalia; Trichomonadida; Trichomonadidae. Gene Ontology annotation, cellular component: nucleus; cytoplasm. The transcript has a single exon. The record is from RefSeq and is a predicted model, not a curated record. Gene Ontology annotation, molecular function: protein binding. The coding region runs from base 1 to 276 and encodes 91 amino acids.
AUGCUUAUUAAUCGUGGUGCAGAUCUUGAAGCAAGGGAUGAAAUAGGAAGAACCCCUCUUCAUCUUGCAGCGCGUGAGAAUUGUGUAGAAUCAGUUAAAAUUCUUCUGGCACACGGUGCAAAUAUCUUUUCAAGAGAUGAUGAUGGUUGGUGUGCUUUAGACUAUGCAGGAUCAGAAGGAAAUGUCGAAAUUCUCAAUAUAUUGACUUCCCAUAGUUCUUUUAUUAAUUACAGAGAUGUUAUGCUUGUACUCAUGCAAAUGAUGCAUUUCUUUUGA